UAAAGAGUGAUUUAACAAGUAAUGGUGUUAUCCACUUCAUUGACAAAGUGUUGAUACCCAAAAUUCCUACAAACACAAGUUCAUCUUUGUUAAAUGUAAGUCAGGCUGCCAAGCUUCAGGGUUAUUCCACAUUUGCCCAACUACUCAAGGAAUCCAACUUACUUUCUGUGAUUAAUAAUAAAAUUCACCAACCUUUCACAAUGCUGUGGCCUACAGAUAACGCUUUCAACUCUCUGCCAGCGGAGAGAAAGAGAUGGUUGUACCAUGAAGACCACAAAGACAAACUUGUGGCCUAUCUGAAAGUUCACAUUAUCAGAGAUAUAAAGAUUACUGCAGCAAGCUUGCCUGAAGCCAAAUCGCUUAGGACACUGCAUGGUUCCACAGUUUCCUUUCGAUCGAUGCAGCACAACCAAUAUUGGUGAUAUACUGUUAAAUGAAAACAAUGCUAAGAUUAUUCAGCGGGACCUGGAAUUUACUGAGGGAAUCGCCCAUGGGAUUGACCAGUUGCUGGAGCCUCCUAACAUUGGAGCGCGGUGUGAUGAGUAUGUUGUGGCAGGAGCUUCAAACAUAUACAAUUAUUGUUCAAUGUGUGGCAUAGAGAGACCUUGCCCUUCUGGAACAGUUGAUAGGGGAGAAACAGAAGAAUGUAUCCUUUUUUCAAGAAAUAUGGGUAGGUAUGACACUUUCUCAUACACACCUAGAAGACAUACUUGGGGCUGGCAUGAUAGACGCAGGCACCCUAAUGAAGGCUGCAGAAGAAAAUGCUAUAGUGUUUCCUGGGAACCACGUUGCUGUAAAAAUCACUAUGGAGGAGAUUGCCAUGUGUGUCCUGGAGGCCUGGAAGCUCCGUGCAGUAAUCAUGGAACAUGUGUAGAUGGAAUGGCAGGAACGGGUCAGUGUAAUUGCGCAGAGGGGUUUAUUGGGACAGCUUGUGAGCUAUGUGCCCCUAACAGAUAUGGCCCAGACUGUAAAGAAUGCACUUGUACACAGUAUGGACAAUGUAGCGAUGGAAUUUCUGGUGAUGGAUCGUGUUUCUGUGCUGAAGGAUGGACUGGCCAGAACUGUGACAUUAAACUCAUGAUUGAACCUACUUGCUCACCAGCUUGUGAUGGUAAUGCCACAUGCAGAACUGACAAUCAAUGUGUAUGUAACCCUGACUAUGAGGGAGAUGGGAGAUCAUGCAAUGUUAUUGACCAAUGCCAGAUUUACAAUGGCGGGUGUAGUCUCAAUGCUCGGUGCUCUAUGAUUGGGACAAAAGUUUCAUGUACAUGUCUUCCUGGAUAUGAAGGAGACGGCAAUGUGUGCACCUCAAUCAAUCCUUGUACAAAUGGGGAAAACGGGGGGUGUAGUGAACAUGCAACAUGUUUUCACACUGGUCCGAAUACACGGAGAUGUGAAUGUCACAAUGGUUUUGUGGGCAAUGGAGUCCAGUGCCUUGAGAAAUACACUCCACCUGUUGACCAAUGCCUACAAGAAAAUGGAGGCUGUGACCCACUGGCAAUCUGCACCGAUCUCCAUUUUGAAGAGAAAACAGCCGGAGUUUUUCAUUUGCAGUCCCCGAAAGGCAAAUAUCAAUUCACAUAUGAAGAAGCAGUCAGUGCAUGCACCUCAGAGGGGGCAAGCAUUGCCACUUUCCAGCAGCUGUCUGCUGCCCAGCAGUUGGGCUAUCAUCGCUGCAUGGUUGGAUGGCUGUUUAACAGAACUGCAGGUUAUCCCACAGUGUAUCCCAGUGUAAGCUGUGGUUCAAAUCAUGUCGGAAUUGUAGACUACAAACAGAGAACAAACCUGAGCGAGACAUGGGAUGUCUACUGUUAUCGUUUUAAAGAUGCAGAAUGUGAUUGUCCUGAUGGAUAUGUGGGCGAUGGCAGCUUCUGCAAUGGAAACCUGCUGGAAGUUUUGGAGGAAUAUUCUAAAACAUCCACAUUCUAUUCGAUGCUUCUUGAUUAUAGUAAUUCCAGUUCUCAAGGUGCUGAAUUUUUCGAUAUGCUGGUAAAUAGGACUUCCUAUAGAACAUUAUUUGUUCCAGAAGAUGGCAGUUUUGACGACAAUGUAACAAUAACAUGGCGGGAUUUAGAACAUCACAUCACUAAACUGGACAUUUUACUCCCAUACUCAAAUCUGACAAAUGGUACCACAUUGGUUUCCAACACAGGAUACAAUCUUUCUAUCUCUGAGUUCCUCGGUAAUUGCUCUCAACCUCCAUGCUCAAAGGUUGUAAAUGGCAAAAUAAUUAUCCAGUGGGAUAUCCCUGCCUUUAAUGGAAUCAUACAUAUCAUUCAUGGACCAUUACUUGCACCACCUUUACUGGAGAUUGCAGACAGCCAGAUAACACAUCCUGUAACUGCAGGGAUGGUAACAGCAAUAGUAAUUGCACUGAUUGCUGCCACUGCUGUUGGUUACCUUUACUACCGAAAACAGAAUGAUGGUUUUCAAUUCAGACAUUUCAAGGGGGAAGAUGAUGACCUAGAUAUGCAAGAGGUUAUGAAUCCUCCUCUAGUAAACUUUCCAAAUCCAGUUUAUGGAGCUAACGGUUUCUUUGACCAGUUUGAGGAGCCAUAUAAUGAUGGUGAUGAGACUUCAGAUUCCUCCAAAAUUCUUCGCUAG
Molecule: messenger RNA, 2604 nt
Organism: Staurois parvus
Lineage: Eukaryota; Metazoa; Chordata; Amphibia; Anura; Ranidae
Source: the annotation of a GenBank genome assembly